GGGCCCGUGCAGCGCUGCCUCUGCGGCCCGCAGCGGCCCCGCGAGCGGCGUCUCCCGAGCCAGGACUCGGCGCAGGAGUUGUCUCCGUUAUCCGGACUCCCUGAACAUGUCACAAUUGUCGAAGUUGGUCCUAGGGACGGCCUGCAGAAUGAAAAGAUCAUAGUUCCUACAGAUAUAAAAAUCGAGUUCAUCAAUCAGCUCUCCCAGAGUGGCUUGCCCGUCAUAGAAGUGACCAGCUUCGUGUCUUCAAGAUGGGUGCCGCAGAUGGCGGACCACACUGAAGUCAUGGAAGGCAUCUGUCAGUACCCGGGCGUGCGGUACCCCAUCCUCACUCCGAAUCUCCAGGGCUUUCACCGGGCUGUUGCCGCGGGGGCCGCCGAGGUCUCGGUGUUGGGCGCCGCCUCGGAGACCUUCAGCCAGCGCAACGUCAACUGCUCCGUGGAGGAGAGCCUGGGCAGGUGCGCGGAGGUGGUGCGGGCCGCGGGCCAGCUCGGCGUCCCCGUGCGAGGGUACGUGUCCUGCGCCCUGGGCUGCCCUUACGAGGGAAGCAUCGAGCCGCGGAAAGUGACCGAGGUGUCGAAGAGGCUGUACGCCAUGGGCUGCUACCAGAUCUCCCUGGGGGACACGACGGGCGUGGGGACCCCGGGCAGCAUGAGGAGGGUGCUGGAGAGCGUGACGAAGGAGGUCCCGCCGGGCGCGCUGGCCGUCCACUGCCACGACACCUACGGGCAGGCCCUGGCCAACGUCCUCACCGCCCUGCAGAUGGGGGUGAGCGCGGUGGACUCGGCCGUGGCCGGGCUGGGCGGCUGCCCCUACGCCCCGGGCGCCUCCGGCAACGUGGCCACCGAGGACCUGCUCUACAUGCUGGACGGCCUGGGGCUGCACACCGGCGUGAACCUCAACAAGGUGAUGGAAGCUGGCGACUUUAUCUGCAAAGCUUUGAAUAAAACCACAAACUCUAAAGUAGCACGAGCCUCCUUCAAACCCUGACUUGAACGGAUUUAUGAGUAGGACGGAGAAGAUCCAUUUCAGCUCCGUAGAUAAUGUCAGAAGCCAGUGAAGACCAACAGCUUCUGGAAAGUACAGUUGUAGGCAAGACAGGAAAGGAACGAUAUCUUGCCAAGGAUUAUAACAAAGUAGACUGUGAAGUCAGUGGAAAGCCUGCCAGUUUCAGGUGAACUGCAAGCUCUUCUGCUCUCUCAGAAAUAACCUCUUAAUGUAGGAUAUGUGAAAGUUGAACUCUGAUUUCCCUAAGUGUCAGAUGCUGCGUUAAUACUUACUCCAGCUCCCCGGCACCGUGCACGCAGGGGCCGUGGUUUAUGAGUUCGGGCCCGGCGUGCACUGUGGCCGGUAUUCUUCAGGAGGUCCCUGGAUCUCCGCUCUCCAUUUGCCAAGUCAGUUAAACCAUGGACCAAGAUCCACGCUGACCCUGCAUGACUUUAGCCGCAGAGCUUUUACGCUUCAAGUCAGCUCAAUCUGUUAACGAUUGCAAUGGCUUUACCUUGUCCCAAGGGGCUGUGGUCCAUGGCAGGAGCCGUGUCCUGGGGGCACAUGGCCCCGCCCCGCUCGCCGGGAGGCUGGGGGUACCAUACAACACCUGUCCUCAGCUGCCGCAGAAA
Perognathus longimembris pacificus (Pacific pocket mouse) is the source of this 1619-nucleotide messenger RNA. RefSeq names its product 3-hydroxymethyl-3-methylglutaryl-CoA lyase like 1 (gene Hmgcll1). Lineage: Eukaryota; Metazoa; Chordata; Mammalia; Rodentia; Heteromyidae. Gene Ontology annotation, molecular function: hydroxymethylglutaryl-CoA lyase activity. Gene Ontology annotation, biological process: L-leucine catabolic process; ketone body biosynthetic process. Gene Ontology annotation, cellular component: endoplasmic reticulum; cytosol. The transcript is spliced from 9 exons. The record is from RefSeq and is a predicted model, not a curated record. The coding region runs from base 265 to 990 and encodes 241 amino acids.